AUGGAAUUUGUGGAGAGUGAUCCAUUGAACACGGGAUCUGAUGGUAUGGAAGAGGACCCUUCAAGUGGAAGUGGUGGUUCAGUGGUAAUGCUACUGAACUACACAAAGGCCCGUACAUCUGCUUCCAUUAUCCUGCGUGGAGCAAAUGAUUUCAUGUGUGAUGAGAUGGAGCGUUCUGUCCAUGAUGCACUCAGUGUGGUCAAGAGAGUUUUGGAAUCCAAGUCGUUAGUACCAGGUGGUGGUGCUGUAGAAGCUGCACUCUCCAUCUACUUGGAGAACUAUGCAACUAGUUUGGGAUCACGUGAGCAGCUUGCAAUUGCUGAAUUUGCCCGGGCUUUGUUGGUUAUUCCAAAGACACUGGCAGUAAAUGCAGCUCAGGAUUCUACAGAUCUGGUUGCUAAGCUCCGUGCAUUCCACAAUGAAGCCCAGGUAAACCCAGAACGUAAAAGUCUGAAAUGGAUUGGUCUCGAUUUAGUGAAUGGAAAACCAAGGGACAAUAAGCAAGCUGGUGUUUUUGAGCCGACCAUGGUCAAAACAAAGAGCCUGAAAUUCUCAACAGAAGCUGCAAUUACCAUUCUUCGCAUUGAUGACCUCAUUAAACUUUAUCCAGAGGACAAACAAGACAAAGGAAAGAGUUACCAUGAUGCAGUUCAAAGUGGAGAGCUUGAUGGUUGAAGAAUUGAAGUUUUAAAUGUUAUGUUUAUAGCUGCAGUAUUUGUUGGAUUAUUAUUAGUAUUUUUACAGAAAGCAAAAUACGAAGUAAAUUUUCCCGCUUUCUGCUUUCACUUGUAGCUAUAGUGAAUAUUUAAUUAUUUCUAGUACCUGCAUAUUCCACUCAGGAAAAAUAUCUCUUUCUUUGAAACUUGAAAAUUGCUUGCAUAAUACUUUGUUUUCUUGCACUGGAUUGACAUUCAUGUCUUGAAUAAAGCUGUCAAACUUC
Rhincodon typus (whale shark) is the source of this 940-nucleotide messenger RNA. Its product is annotated as T-complex protein 1 subunit alpha. The record is from RefSeq and is a predicted model, not a curated record. Lineage: Eukaryota; Metazoa; Chordata; Chondrichthyes; Orectolobiformes; Rhincodontidae. The transcript is spliced from 4 exons. Gene Ontology annotation, molecular function: ATP binding; ATP-dependent protein folding chaperone. Gene Ontology annotation, cellular component: chaperonin-containing T-complex. Bases 1 to 675 code for a protein of 224 amino acids. Gene Ontology annotation, biological process: protein folding.